AUGGAAAUAAUGGAACACAAGGAUAAGAACGGCCUUACCCCCAUGAAGCUUCUCAUAAAACACUUCCCAGAGAGUGCACAGCUGGUCAUGGAUUACUGCAUUGAUCGAUCAGAGAUAGAAAGUUCCAGUGAUCCAAAUUUUACCAUUACUUGCAACCUCCGUUUCCUAGACCCCGGACCUACUAACACUAUUUGCCAGAGAGGAAGCCAUUUCUUUGGACCGAGCACCAUGGUGAAACACGAACGUAAAGAAUUACUCGAGCAUCCUUUGACACAGGUCUUGCUGAAUAAGAAGUGGUCUUCUUUCGGGCGCUUGGUGUUCUACUUUAACUUUAUGUUCUAUUUUGUCUUUGUUGUCAUGUUUACAGCUUUCUUAAUCCGAUUCAUGCAGAACGGUGAUACAGGAUUGGGAGAUUCUUUUAUGUAUCCAAUAGUAUUUUUACUUUUUGGCGUCCGAUUCAUUAAGGAAGUUAUUGCAAUAGUUGUCCAGAGGCUUCAUUAUUUCACCACUUUAAGUAAUCUCACUGAAUGGAUACUCUACAGUACGACGGGUUUCUUCAUGUUUUCACUUUUCGCUUUCGAUUUGACAAUUCCGUUUGACGGCCCUGAGAAGCGUCAUAAUCGUUAUCCACAAUUAAUCUGGGUAUUUGGUGCCAUUUCGAUUUUCCUUUGCUAUGCGAACCUAGUCUUGGUUCUUUGUCGGUUGAGUCUGGUUGGAAUCUAUGUCACCAUGUUUAUAGAUGUCACUAAGUCGGUUUUAAAAGUACUUCUGAUCUUCUUUGUCUUGUUCUUUGGGUUCUCCAUGGUGUUCUCCGUCCUCUUUAAAUCAGAGGUAAGAUGAAAUAAGAGAUAAGUGUGAAUGUUAGUAAAUUUGCUUCUGUUUGUGAUUUAUGUGAGUUUUUUCCCUUUUUUAUCAUGCUCGUAAUUUAAAACCCAAAGUAAAAAUAUUCCUCAUUCUGUACCUUUUUGCGCCGUUUAUUGACUCGCUCAAUAGCAACAAGCUUGACAGAUUUGGUUACAGUAAUUGAUUAAAAUGUCAUCGGAUUUUGGGCUCAUUAUGGGUGCAGCAAAUGCCUAAUCGUACCUUUUCAGUGCGCUUUGACGACAUAUAAAGCUCGCUCGGUCUUGUCAAGGGUAUCUUGGAAUCAUGACUCAACUAAAAUCGCCUCAUCUUCUAACGGAGCGCGCCAAAAAGGUACGAUUAAGGAUGACAUAACGUUAUAGUAAGCGAAAUAUGCAAUAAUGAUAAACAAUAAACAACUCCCAAGAUCUGAUUGUUAAUUCUCCCCUCUAGCUGCUACACAUUUCCUUUUAAAUUAGUUAAGAGAAUAUGGUGUUAGAUUAAGAAAAACAACUUUUGUGUGAUAAGUUUAUUCUCAUUACCUGUUUGCUAGACAGUUUAUGGAUAUUACACGGAGAAGUAACCUCUCCAUCACCUCUGGGAGUUAAAGGGCUAAAGCGCUGAGAAUCUCUCGUAUUUCCUCCACAGGAGGUGGUAUUUAAACAACCGGGAUUUUCUUUACUGAAGGUGGUAGUGAUGACAAUUGGAGAGGUUGACUUUGAAGACAGAUUCAUGCAUUCCCAGAAUAUCACAAACAAGCCGACAUCUUCUCAGACAGCUUCUUUCGUUUUCCUCGGCUUGUUCUUGAUUUUAAUGACAAUUGUACUGAUGAACCUGCUGGUAUGCUUUAAGAUAACAAACUUUUCUGUAACUUUUAAUAGUACUAGUUGGAUGCAUAAUCAACCAACGUUCUAUCACAAACGCAGUAGUCUUAUUGGCUUCACCACUCAUUAUCUAUUUGACAUAUGGAUCCCAUCUUAACAUGUGUCUAUUCGGUGUGAUAUAUUAACCAUUUAGCCCCUAAGAGUGACGAGCAUCUAAUUUCUCCUUACAAUAUCACCACUCAAUCACACAUUGAUGUCAUGAGAAUGAAGGAAAUAAUCAAUAACUAAAGAAACUCUUGAUUGUUAGACAAAUUCUCCUUGUCAGCACCUUAGUAAAUGUACAGAGAACAGUAUGGAGAUUACUAAUACUGAUGUCAGAGUGUUGAGGGUUAAGCUAAAUUAUGCGCGCAUUUUGUCUGCUUCUUACUUACGAUGUAUCGGUAGAUAGACAUCCAUAGAUCACAUCACCAUUGGCCUUUUUUUUCUUUAUCGCAUAAAACAAAAAGAUUCCAUGUAGGCAUGGGUAUGCUCAGGAACAGAUCACAAAAGACCUCAAAAUAAAGAAACAACGUCAGUGACACGCUCGGGUGCGCCUCAUGUGCCAUUUUUUGUCCUUACCACAUUUUGACCUGUUGUUCUGUUACUGAGCAGACGCUCGGCAACAUAGAAACUUUCUGUGGAAUACACCACAAAUAACGUCUAUUGUAGUUGAAACAAAAAAUUGGAGCACGGGACGCAACUGAGUAUUUCACCGACUCAAAAUUCGUAUUAUCAAGACGCUUCUGUGUAAGAAAUGAAACUUAGUGCUACAAUUUGCGGGACGUUGAUCACGGUUGCAUGUUUUACCUACAGGUGGGUCUUGCCGUGGGUGAUAUCGACGCAAUUCGCCGCAAUGCUGCGUUUAAAAGGAUGGCUAUGAAGGUCAUGUAUAUCGUUAGGGUCGAAAACAGCUUCCCGAGGUGCAUCUCGCGGCGUUUUCGCCAUCCAGAAGUAAGUUUGCGGCCAAAUCGUCGAACUCUGAGGAAAAGGUAUGCCGUGAUUGCCAUUCUGAUAAAAAAUCACACGUAAAUCUCAAAAAUGUCAGAAAAUUCUAAAAAGCAGCUUUACAACGACUCCAUCAAUGUCUACUUCUCUUUAAUAUCUUUACCAUUUAUUAUUCAGUCAACAGCUAACCAGAAAACUGAUCAGGUAGAAGUUGUCAUUUUGAUCUAACACUACAUUCUCGUCACUGAUUGACAAGGAAUUUUAUAGCAACUUGAGGGGAGAAGUAACAAUCACAUCUUGGGAGUCAAAUUAAGGGUUAAAAUGUUCACUUCACAAAAUUAUUUCUUUGUCUUCGAUAUUCAGGUUGAUGCUUCUUCUUGGAAUGGAGAUAUCCUCGGGCUUGGACUUUACCCCUCGCGCCAAAGAAGAACCGUUCUCCGGUGUAGUUUUAGAUUAUACUGAGAUUAAGAAAAAGCUUGACCUUACUGAGAAACGCGUCGAAACAUUGGUCGAUAUGAUGGAGGUGCAAAACGCUCUGCUCAGAGAAUUAGUAAAAAAGAUUGAUCCUGGGACCAAGAUGGACAAGAAGAGCACGGAAAUGGAAGGAUCGACUGUGGAACACGAGCAAGGGAGCACAUCAGCUUCAGGAGAGAAGUGGAUCCUUGACGACCAGCAGCCAUAUGAGAUUAAAACACAACCACACUUGUAUAAAUGUGGAAAGAUCACUUAUGUUUAG
Messenger RNA from Pocillopora meandrina, 3384 nucleotides. The record is from the annotation of a GenBank genome assembly. NCBI's taxonomy places the organism in Eukaryota, Metazoa, Cnidaria, Anthozoa, Scleractinia, Pocilloporidae.